AUGAGUGCAGAAGCGCACGAGGAGGACGCCGCGUCCAGCUUGUUGCUGGACGACAUCCAGAGGCGGCUUCGGAGCGCUUUCCGCAGCCCCAUCUCACACCAGGAGCCUGGGAAGCAGCAACAGGAACAGCAGCAGUCCUGGGAAGGCUCUGGGAGGCGGACCACCGCUUUGCAGGAGGCGCUGCGCAGGGCGUACAUAGACGGAGCCAUUGCUUGGCUGCGGGCUGAACUGUUGGAGAUGCAAUUCCAGAACUGGCAGCUUGCCAGAACUUUGGUGGAUUUAAACUUGGAAAUGCAGCAACUGAAGAUUGAAAAUGAACUGUCUACAGCUUCUGAAUGUCCAACCCUGGGAAAGAUAACUGUGAGCUCAGAAUAA
Molecule: messenger RNA, 375 nt
Organism: Trichosurus vulpecula (common brushtail)
Lineage: Eukaryota; Metazoa; Chordata; Mammalia; Diprotodontia; Phalangeridae
Gene: AARD
Product: alanine and arginine rich domain containing protein
Exons: 2
Coding region: 1-375 (124 amino acids)
Source: RefSeq, a predicted model, not a curated record